This is a messenger RNA of Lethenteron reissneri (Far Eastern brook lamprey), 1075 nucleotides long. RefSeq names its product baculoviral IAP repeat-containing protein 7-B-like. The record is from RefSeq and is a predicted model, not a curated record. NCBI's taxonomy places the organism in Eukaryota, Metazoa, Chordata, Hyperoartia, Petromyzontiformes, Petromyzontidae. Gene Ontology annotation, biological process: regulation of cell cycle. Gene Ontology annotation, cellular component: cytoplasm; nucleus.
AUGAUGCAUCGCUGGAAGGCGGGAGACGACCCCGUCCGGGAGCACGCCAGGCACUUCCCCGCCUGCGCUCUCAAGGCUCAACUACCGGGACAGACGCCGCAGAGUACAACUGCGGAGAUUGAGCACGCAUCGCCAUCGGUCGAGGAGCUUCUGGACAAGCUGGAAGAGCGGCUGUCCUGCAAAGUGUGCAUGGAGCACGAGGUGUCCAUCAUCUUCACGCCGUGCAGACACGUGGUGACGUGCGGCCACUGCGCCCUCUCCCUGAGCGAGUGUCCCGUGUGCCGCGUGGCCGUGAGAAGGGCGCUCCGGGCCAUCAUGGCUUAGGCGGACGGCCGUGGGAAGGAAGAGAGAGAAACGACCGCCCGGGAUUCCGACCGUUGGGGCCAGUUAGUUGAUUAACCCCUCCUCCCUCUCCCGUUGCGAGACAUAGGCCGGUCGCUGGCAAGCGGUGAGAGGCACGGGGAGGGCAAUUUAACUCGGCCACCGCCCUCCACCCAUAGAUCAGCUUAUUUUUUGGUUUCCGGAAUGUGAAAGGGUUCAUUGAUAACGAUCAGAGUGUGGUGAUUUGAAGGCGUACGAUGUCAGACUUUGAAAGUGAAGAAGUGAAGUUUAAGGCUGUUCUUUAAUUUGUACUUUAACCAGGAUGGUACGCAAAGUUUAUUUGUUAACAAUUUAUACAUUUGUGAGUUAUUACAUUUACAACUCUGUGGGACACAGUGCAAUGGGUGGAAGGGUCAAAGAUUGCGGUGAUUUUAAGGCGAAUAUAUAUUUGUGAGUUAUUACAUGUACAACUCUGUGGGACACAAUGCAAUGGGUGGAAGGGUCAAAGAUUGCGGUGAUUUUAAGGCGAAUAUAUAUUUGUGAGUUAUUACACUUACAACUCUGUGGGACACAAUGCAAUGGUGGCAUGGGAAAGCGUUAACACGAGUGCGGUGAUUUGAAGGCGUUUGAUGCCAGACUUGAAGUGAAGAAGUUAUGUUAAAGACUGUUCUGUAACCUUUAUUUGAAUUGGAAUGUUACGCAAAGUUUCCGUGUGUAAAACAAUUUUACAUUUGUGAGUUAUUACAUUUAUAAG